GGGGUUUUGGAUGGCAGCCUAAAUCCACCCUUCCCAGGACGAAAUAAAUGCAGCUGCCCAGGCAAGUCGCCGGAGAGAGCAUUGCGGCUCUGGAAGGGAGGACCAUGGAGAUCCUCAGCAUUCAGCAGUUGGUAAGUGAGGAACGGCGCGAAGAGAAAGUUGGCUGUUUCGCAGCAAGGGCGAGAGGCGCAGCCUGGGCAGCUGAACGGUGGCGUUCAGGUCCAGCUGCACCCUGGUGGGAAUCGGUGGAAAGAGAGAAGCAGAAAGCGGAAGACGAGAAGAAGAAAAAGCUUGAGGCCCUCAAUCAUGCCAGGUUGAAGAUUGACACCUUGGAAGACUUGGCGGCCAUUGUCAAGCGUCACAAGCAGAAGAAGACAUGUAAGAAAGUGGUCCUCCCCAAACCGCAGGAGCCAGAAAUUAUUAUAGAAUCGGUGGAGCCAGGGCAGUUUCUUGAUGCCGCAUUGGACAACCAGAUUCUUGUUGUCAACAAAUAUCUAGCGGACGGCGGAGACCCCAAUACCCAUGACAAGUUCCAAUGCACAGCCCUGCACCGAGCCUGUUUGCGGGGCCACAAAGAGAUCGUGGACAAGCUGCUGGAAGCAGGCGCCAAGCUGGAGCCAAGAGACAUGCUGGAGGCAACGCCCUUGUUCUGGGCUUGCCGUGGGGGACAUCUGGACAUCCUCAAGGGGCUGAUCAGCCGUGGAGCCAAAAUUUCCACCCGGGACAAGCUAUGGAGCACCCCCUUGCACGUGGCUGUCCGGACUGGCCACUGUGACUGCGCUGAACAUCUCAUUGCCUGUGGAGCAAAGAUCAAUGCCCAAGAUAAGGAAGGAGAUACACCUAUUCACGAUGCAGUCAGGCUAGGACGAUUCAAGGCGGUCAAGACCCUGCUGAUGUAUGGGGCAAAUCUUAGCAUCCAGAAUGAGGCGACGGUCACCCCAGUAGACCUGGUGAAAGACUGGCAGACAGGGAUCCGGGAGACGCUGCAAACAUGCGCCAACCGGCAGCAAGGCCUAGCCAGGAGCUGCUGAGAGUGUUUGUGUGUGUGUGUGCGGGGUAUCUUGGGUAAUGGGGUGUUGACUCUACAAGCCAGCACCCUCCCCCCCUUCCUUCACCACCCUGUGACCAAUUCACCAUCCUCGUCCCUGUUUUGCACCAAACUGGGCAGAUUAGCCUUUCCUCUUCAAUCCUGGUGUGGAGAGAACAAAAAUAGUGUGUGUGUGUGGGGGGGGAGGUUUCUUACAUCCCCAGCUGAUGUGGGCCAGCCGGCUGGGCUCUGGAACCUCCUGCAACUUUUAUCUCUUGAGAUGGGAGAUUUUUUUGAGCAUGUAGCAAACCUGGGCAGGGGACAGCCUUGGCACCCUUGCAUUCCUCCUGGCUACCAGCAGAGGGCAGCCUGGUGGGGCCUAAGUCUCCGGAGGGAAGCUCUGCCUUCCUGCCUCCAAAGUCUAGUGAGCUUAAGCAUCCCGGAAGCCAGGGGGCUGCAAGGAGAAAGGCCAGAGAGAAGAGGUGAGGCUCCCCUGCCAAAACAGGCCUGAUCUGAGCAUCUACCAGUUAGGGAUGCAGAUGUUUAGGGGACUGUGAAUGGCAGAGAGCCGAGCCCCACAGCUGGCUCAGCUCCAAAGGACAAUGCCACUACGGCAGUCCAGCUACUCCCCGGAUCUGCAGAGAAGCAAGUUCCGCAUUUUAGAGGAAGCAUCUGGCCUCGCUUCCGCUUCCAACCUGCCACGUAUACUGGAGGGGCCUGGGCUGCAGCUCCCCUGGAAGGGGCCUCUGGUCACAGCCCUCCCCGACGCUGGGGUUGAGGGCUGGGCAGCUUUCUUCCAGAGGCGGGGAGUUCCUCAGGCCCCUGGAGGGAGGCCAGACUGGAAUCCUCUUUUGAGCUUGUUACCCCCCAAAAGAUGACGCUCUUCUCUGGAACGAGUCGACGUCUCCUGGUGAAGCAGGCGAUAAAUGUAUCUCCGUCUUUUUUGGCCCACCUCUUCAGUUGGCAAAGCUGCCCAGCGGCUGCUCCCUUGUGUCACCAUUUCCAGCCACUGGUGGCCUUGGGUGUCCUCCCCUCCCUUCGUUCCUUGGUACAUUAAAGAGGGCGAACGUGGUGGUGCUGCUGGACAGAUAGAGUUCUCCUGAAACAGCACCAGGUCUUCCAACAAUUCAAUGUCCUUCAACAAAAGAAGGGGCCAAAUAUGGCCAACAGUGCAGAGUUCGCACAGGGCCGGCUGGCCAUCCUUUUGCAAGUUUCACGACGGAGUAUUCCAGGGGGUGGGGGGAACACAUGCCAAGCAGGCACCCCCUCCCUCUAGUAACGCCUUCGCUUGGGGGACUGGGUUCCCCCUACUGACUUCUACCUUACUUAUGACUUCAAGGCCUGCCUUCAACGAACGUGCCCCAGAGCCGGGAGGGGCGUCCAUGAAGCCAGCCUUGCUCUCUCAGUCUGGAACAGGACUCGUACCCUACCGGCUCUGGCGAUUAUUUAUUUACCUAUUCCCGCCCUCCCUGUCUCUCUUUUCCAGAGAAAGGGCGGCUGAGACGAUUACUUGAAUUUUUCAGUGCCAACUUCACUUCUUUGCAUCGAUUGUGACCCCCAAAGGUGUCGUAAAUGAUACUGUAGUCCUUUUGUCUAAGUCGGGGAGGGGGGAACUGUAGCCGCUUUAUGACCAGUAGACUUCAACUCCCAGAAUUCCUGAGCUAGCAUGACAACUCCAAGGAACAUUGGGAGUUGAAGUCCCGGAUAAAGGAGCCACAGUUCCCCAGCCCUGGUCUUAAGUCAUACCAGGCCACCGUGCACAGGCAAUCCAUCAGUCUUAGCCACCUCCCUGGCUUUGAGGUUGCUUUGCAGCGGUCUUCGGUCUUCAGUAUCAUCUCAGGACUUGCCCCCUCCAUCCAUGCCCACCACAACACCCCUCACCACAAAUGGAGGGGUACGUGGGCAAGACUGGGGAUGGGGGGGGGUUUCCAGAAAGAAAUUCCACUUAGGAGUCGAACUGUACAUUGCUAAGACUUCUGUCCCUCAAAACUCUGCGAGGGCAGUGCUGCUGUGAUGUGAUUUUCCUUUUGUAAAUAAUAAAAAGUAUUUUUGUGUCUUGAAA
Crotalus tigris (Tiger rattlesnake) is the source of this 3089-nucleotide messenger RNA. It is a transcript of the gene ANKRD23, whose product is annotated as ankyrin repeat domain 23. NCBI's taxonomy places the organism in Eukaryota, Metazoa, Chordata, Lepidosauria, Squamata, Viperidae. Bases 48 to 1031 code for a protein of 327 amino acids. The transcript has 9 exons. Gene Ontology annotation, molecular function: RNA polymerase II-specific DNA-binding transcription factor binding. Gene Ontology annotation, biological process: regulation of transcription by RNA polymerase II. Gene Ontology annotation, cellular component: nucleus. The record is from RefSeq and is a predicted model, not a curated record.